UUUUAUACCGGUCACAUGACCUCACACGAUCCUCUUCCGGUGACUCGCGGAUAUAAAAGAAGAAGCUCUGGUUCGCCGCCGCAUCCUCCGACCCAGAACAAUAUCACACAAACACAGGCUUUAAACCGCAACAUGGAGAAAAUCAUCCUAAAAUUUCCUCUGAUGUUGCUGGCGCUGCAUAUACAAAGUGGAGAGUUCUCUGACAGUCCUGUUCUUGAGAUCGUCGAAGCUCCAAAGCCAGAAGUCGUGGAGUUCAACAACACAAUCUACGGCACUUGUGAAGUAACUCCCGUCCCUAAUUUACCAGCCAGCCAGCCACAGAUCUUUGGGCAGGUGCUUUUCAAGCAGGUCUUUCCCAAUGGAACGCUAGCAGUGAAAAUCAACCUCCAUGGUUUGCCUGCCGAUGAUCAGCAAGCGCGCGCCAUCCACAUCCAUCAGUAUGGAGACCUCAGUCAAGGGUGCGUCACUGCUGGUCCUCAUUACGAUCCGCGGGCGGUUGACCAUCCCGGUCAUCCCGGAGACCUGGGCAACUUUGUUUCCAAGCAAGGAGUUAUAAGGAAGUUCCAGAAGCUCCCAGAGGCCAAGCUGUUCGGGGGUCAGUCCGUUCUGGGACGUGCGGUGGUUGUUCAUGAGAAGGAGGACGAUCUGGGAAUGGGGUCAGAUGAGGAGAGCAAACGCAGUGGGAAUGCUGGGAAGAGAAUCGCUGGCUGUGUGAUUGGCAUUACUACUCCACGUCUGUGGCAGGAGACUGAAGGGCUCCCCGGGGAAGAGGCGGAGGAGGGAAACUAGAGUAAAAGAUGAGAGGAGCAGAAGAAAUAAUGCAUUGUGUCUUAGAUUG
Messenger RNA from Sinocyclocheilus rhinocerous, 838 nucleotides. RefSeq names its product superoxide dismutase 3, extracellular a (gene sod3a). The coding region runs from base 16 to 789 and encodes 257 amino acids. The record is from RefSeq and is a predicted model, not a curated record. Gene Ontology annotation, molecular function: copper ion binding. The transcript is spliced from 2 exons. Lineage: Eukaryota; Metazoa; Chordata; Actinopteri; Cypriniformes; Cyprinidae. Gene Ontology annotation, biological process: superoxide metabolic process.